Heterobilharzia americana is the source of this 3724-nucleotide messenger RNA. Lineage: Eukaryota; Metazoa; Platyhelminthes; Trematoda; Strigeidida; Schistosomatidae. The record is from the annotation of a GenBank genome assembly.
AUGCCUAAGUCUCUCAGAACAUCUGUUUUCAAAGACCCUGAGCUGUCAAAGUAUUUCAGUCAUGAUGAUCCAACGACUGUAUUUACCGACUUUCGGCAAAUUGGUUGUGGGAGCUUCGGGGCUGUCUAUUAUGCCCGAAAUCGUACAACGGGUGAAGUCGUUGCCAUCAAAGAACUAAAGGUUGAUACUAAGCGUAAAAAGUCAGAGGAAGAGUGGAACGAUAUUGUCAGGGAAAUAAAGUUUCUCUCACACCUUUCCCAUAAGAACUGUGUCCUACCCAAAGGGUGCUACAUGAAGGAGCAAACUCCAUGGUUAGUCAUGGAGUAUUGUAUUGGUUCUGUUGCGGACGUUCUAGAGGUGCACAAAAAGCCACUUCGGGAAGAUGAAAUUGCCUGUAUUGUUCAGGAAGUAUUAACUGGUCUUGAUUAUCUUCACUCCGAAAAAAGGAUUCAUCGAGAUAUUAAGGCAGCCAACAUCCUGCUUACUGAUUCCGGUGGGGUUAAAAUUGGUGACUUCGGGUCAGCCAGCUUCAUAAGCCCAGCCAACAGCUUUGUAGGAACACCAUUCUGGAUUGCCCCAGAGGUCAUUUUGGCAAUGGAACAAGGCAUAUACGACGUAAGAGUAGAUGUCUGGUCUCUUGGAAUUACAUGCAUUGAAAUGGCGGAGUUGGAACCCCCUUACUUCAGUGCUACUAAUCCAAUGGCUGCGCUCUAUCAAAUUGCUUCAAAUGAUGCCCCGAGACUAGUCGGAGGUAACUGGUCAGAUGAGUUUCGAGAUUUCGUGCGGUUCGUUCUUCAGAAAGAUAUGAGUGAAAGACCUUUUUGUUCCCAAGCUAUGGCACAUCCCUUUUUGGCUAGUGUGUUUCGUUUCUCACACAUUCUCCCUGAGUUAAUUCAGCGCACCAAGGCUGCAGUAGCUGCCCAAGAAAAUCAAAUCAGUCAGAAGUGGAAAAAGAUUCUUUAUGAAAGUGAUUUAAAUCAUUCUUCAUCUUCAGUCGUAGUCAACAGCAGUGAGGAAAGCCCAACUUCUAGACAACCUUGCACAACUGGAUUUGUGUACGAAGAUUCCAAUACUGAACUAGAGGUGGCCGCACGAAAUUCAUACGGAUCGCGUCUUGCUUCUGGGCUACUAAGACAAUCUUAUGAAGGAUCAAACAUAGGUGAGCCAGAACGCAGCUUACAACGGCAUGAUUUAAGAAAGGGAACUCACCAUACACAAAGACGUGAUUCUAACAGAUGUAUUGAUGAGGAUGUCAGCCAUGAUAGUAGUUCUAUAAAUGAUGAUGUUGAAUAUCUUGUGGGUGAUAGUUGUUCCAAUAGCUCCGGUCAAAGGCAUGUGUACAUACCUCCCAAGCAUUCUGUAUCUGGAAUUUCAAAUGAUAACUCACCGUCUCGCACAUUUGAUCCGGACAGUGGACAUGGUGGUUCAUUCGAUUUUAACGGCACACAACCAUCACCAUUGUCUAAUAGACCCACUUCACACAGACUAAGUACAGGAGAUUCCAAUGUAAUGCAGCAUCCUCAAACUUCUCGUCCAGUUCAAAUAAAUAGUCAUUUGUACGCUAAUAUGGAAUCGAAUAAUGACAAUCAUGUGUAUCACUCUAUCGUGGUGGACGCCAACAGUGACUUGGGACAUCGUGGCUCUGUCCCUGAAACUAGAGGUUCCUCCAUUACCCCAACAAAGACACAUAUCAUUAAAGCAGGAAGUGAAAGCUUUAAUCGAUUUUCAAUUAACUCUCGUAAUGAUUCAGGUAUAGCUGGCGAAACAUCACGUUUAGCUGCUGUUGGUAUAAGCUCCUCACAAGACACUUCAUCUUCUGUCGGUCAUUUUGCAACACUUAAAACAACCCAGAUGAUGAGAGGUCAGUCUUUAGAACCAGAUGCUUCUAAUUCAGCUGCUGCUGUUGCCCUUGGUUUCACUCAGCAGGGUUAUGGUAGAGGAAUGGCCAACUGUCGUGAUCAAAUGAAUGAACUUAAACGACUUCGAAACCAACAUAAUAAACACUUGAAACAAGUUGAAGAUAAAAAUAAGGCUGAAGAAGAAUCGUUAAAAUCACGACUAAAUCGAGACUAUGAAGCGACGAAGUUAACAAUGCGAAAAGAAUUCAUGCGGUUGGAAGAAAUUCAUGCUGCUGAGAUUGAAAAAGAACGGAAACGGGCGAUGUCUGUUGAAUCAAAAUUGGCACGUCAACUUGAAACUGAAACAAAAAGUGAAUUGAAAUCUGCUAAAAAGUCUGUCCUUGGUUCUAUUAGUUCACAUGAUUCAGAUUCCAGCGGACAUUCCAAUCCUUUAGAAGCUAUUCGAAGACGACGUCAAGAUGUGUCAGCACUGGAAACUCGUAAAACAAAGCGUCUUCUUCUAACUCAGUUACAGGAUAUUGAGAUGGAGCAGUUACGCCAGUAUAUACGUUUACAGCAGAAAGCAGCUGAAGAGAUUACUUCACUCCUACUCAGGCAGCAUACUGAACUUGAAAAUUUGGAGAUCAACCAGUUAAAAAGGAUUCAGGACCUACGAAUACAAAAAAGACACUGUGAAGAGACAAAAAAUCUACCGAAGUAUCUGAAGCAAAAGGAAUUGCAAAUUCGUAAACAAUUUCGUGAUGCGGCUAGAAUUCAGAAAAAACAAUUCAAACUUUUACGUGAAGAACGCUUAAAAGCUGCACGUCGAUCUUCAGAGUUAGGAACUUCCGAAUCCUGUGUUUCCUCUGGAUUCACUUCAUCAAAUGUUAGUAAUCGUCCAGAUUCAGUUGAUAUACAAGGUCAGUUAGUUAUGCAUCUACAAGAUGAACGCCAGAUUUUAGAAAAUCUUAAAUUAGAAGAAAAGCGUAAACAAGCCGAUUUAGAAGCACAGUAUAAUAAAAGCAUCAGUGAACUACAUGAACGUCAAAACGGUAAAGUUGAAUCUUCACAUGCUCGUGAAAAUAAAGAAUUCAAGGAAAAUCGUUUAGAAGGAGUCAAAAUUCUAUCCACUUUUCAGGAAAAACAACGACGUGAUAUGCUUAAACAACAUCAACGACAAAGAGAGGACUUAGAAAGUAGAAUCCGUGCGCGAAAAGAGUCCCUCGAGGCUGCAAUGAAAAAGAAUGCCGAGUCAACCAAAGAAGAGUCUCGUAAAAAGACGAGACGGCUGAUGGAACGCCAUGCUGAUGCUUUGCGUGCCUUCGACAUCGAAACCGCUAAUCUUGGUAUCGACAAUGCUGCUGUUGUUAUCAUGAUCCUUAACAUCUUGUGUACAUUCACUUACAAUGAAGCUUGUUCAAUCGUUCAAAAUUAUGAAGCUGCCAUAUCCGUAAAUGCAUUUGACAGUUUCAUCAUUACGCCGUUCAUCUCAGGCCUAAUAAUAAUAUCCCGCAAAUCAGUUCACUCUGUGUAUUUUUUAUAUACAUACAUACAUAUAGGUGUAUAAAACGCAAGUACAAUUGAUUGAAAGAGAACAAUGUUGAAUACAUCCAUCUGUUGUAUAUGUUAUAUUAUUAACAAUCGUUAACCAACUACUCUAAUUCUAUACAAAACAAUCACAAUGCGUCUUUCCAAUUGUCACAGUUCACUUUUUCAGUCUCUUCAUACAUAUGAUGCGUAUGAAGUGUACAGCUCAGAUGUAACUGAGAAAUUAUUGCCCGACGAUAACAACAAAAACCACAACAAAACUAACAGUUUACAAAAACAUGCGAAAAGUUAUCUUUCUUAACUUUGGUUUUUAGUUUUGUACUAUGCUAUAAAUAGAC